This is a messenger RNA of Brassica rapa (field mustard), 3239 nucleotides long. Its product is annotated as ethylene-responsive transcription factor ERF113. Gene Ontology annotation, biological process: ethylene-activated signaling pathway; regulation of DNA-templated transcription. Lineage: Eukaryota; Viridiplantae; Streptophyta; Magnoliopsida; Brassicales; Brassicaceae. Gene Ontology annotation, molecular function: DNA-binding transcription factor activity; DNA binding. The record is from RefSeq and is a predicted model, not a curated record.
AAAAUAUUUAUGUUCACAUACAAUGUAUCUUCCAUAUAUUCAUUUUGCUAUUUUCAAAUUUAUUUUAAUAUAUCUUUACAAUAUAUUAGACACACAGUUACAUGUAAUGAUGAUGCCUUACGAAAGAUUAUCAGAAUAAACAUUAAAAUCUCUUCACGUAGUAGGCAUUUCUCAAGUAAUUUGUCUCAGAUUUCUCCCUUGCCCUCUCAUUAACAUCAAACCUCAUAUAUUUUUUUACAUUGCUGAUGCAUAGAAUAAAGACAAGGAAUAAGCUUACACGUAUUUUUUUCCAAAUAAGCAUAUGAAAAGUAAGUCUGUUUCCAGAGGUCUGAAAUCAAGUACUCGCCUAACUCGACCCAUCAUAAAUUUUCCUUUUAUGUCUACAAAGUAUUCCAUAUGGGUACGAUCUUCUACACUCGACAAGCGAACAUACCUUCGUGUGUAUUACUUUUAACUUUUUAAAAAAUGUUUGGUCGCUAGGUUUAGUAUUAAUUUGAAGGUUUUUUAGAUUUCUUAAUGUUAGUUUCAUACCCAAUGUUAUUUUUAGAGUUAUAUUGCCGGCAUGCGUUCUUAUGAUUUUUUUGCUUCUCUAAAUAAAACCACAAACCCUUCAGAUCAAUAUGUAUGAUUUCUUUUUCACUCUCUUUUCAUAUAUUCAAAAUUCUUUGCCUCUAAAAUUUUGUCAAGAUAUUGAACUUACAUGAAAGAUGUGUUGUAAAUAUGGCUUUUGGCCAAAGGAAAUCAUCAAAAAAAAACAUGAAUAAAAGGAUAACAAGAUCCACUACCUACUUCCCAAGUUCAAAAACUUUGUAAGUUCUUUAGGGCAAAUUUAUCAAAUGAUAUUGCAUAGGGCAGACAAAUUUAUCAAACUUUGUAAAUUCUUUGUAUAAACUAAAAAGAAAAAUACAUCAUCACAUUAUCUGUCCGUAGGGCGGACACGGACCUAGUAAUCCAAAUAAAAAGAGCCUAUAUUCAACAAUCAUAAUAACAACUAGUUCCGCACUCAUUCAUAAUUUGUGCGUAACACUGUUACCAAAACAUGCGACGCUAUAAGCUCCAAAAAUAAAGAUUGCUAAAAAAAGAAAAAGAGAUCUAUGAAUGAACUCAACGAAUGGUCCCACCCCGCACCAUUCCAAAAAUAUUUGAGUGUAUAUAUAUCUUUUCUUCUAGAUCAUUGUCUUUAUAAACCCCUUUUCACAUGUUCUUUCCUCAUAACAUCAAUAGCCUAGAGUACAAAACCUAUUUUCUCCCAACUUGCAAGCUUCAUGCUCUUAUCACUCCUUGGAUUCCUUGCUCCAUCAAUUCGUUCAAACUAUAUUAUAGUUCCUUUCAAAUUGUCUUGUUCAAAUUGUGUUGUACGUAUACACACACACGUCUUGUUCUUUGGGGUUUGUGUGUGAGUACAUAGUUUAUUGCAAAAGUUGAUAUAUAGGAUGUAUGGAAAGGGACCGGCUCCACCGGAAACGUCGGCGGAGGAGUAUCCAUCUUGGAAUGAGUCUGAUGUCACCGCUAUGAUGUCCUCUUUCAGCAAUGUCAUCGAGUAUCCGGCAGCCGACGGACACAAAAUGUCAGACCCGCCGGUCAAACAAGAGCUUGAUAAGUCGGAUCAACUACAACAAGACCAAGAUCAACCAAGAAAAAAACACUAUAGAGGCGUAAGGCAGCGACCAUGGGGCAAAUGGGCGGCCGAGAUCCGUGACCCAAAGAAAGCUGCUCGUGUAUGGCUCGGGACUUUUGAGACAGCAGAGGAAGCCGCUUUGGCCUACGACCGAGCCGCCCUCAAAUUCAAAGGCACCAAGGCUAAGCUCAACUUCCCUGAACGCGUCCAAGGUCCUUCGACCACAAGCUACGUCGCAUCUCAAUCCAGCUGUGAUCAUCCCCCAAGAGGUGGCAAUGAAUUAAUGAACACCGCCCCUCCUCUGCUUGGUCCAUCUACUACUCCUACUUCGUGGCCAGCGGAUUAUAAUCAGGACAUACUUCAAUACGCUCAGUUGCUUACGAGUAACAAUGACGUUGAUUUAUCGUACUACACGUCGAGUCUCUUUAGUAGUCAGCAACAGCCUUUCUCAACGCCUUCAUCAUCAUCUUCUUCCUCGUUAACUUCUCAACAGAUGCAACAGCAGCAGCAGCGUGAAGAGGAGAAGAACUAUGGUUACAAUUAUUAUUACUACCCAAGAGAAUAAUCUCAUUAUUAUUGUUGGUCGAAUAAGUUUCUUAUAAAUCUCUAUCAUAAAUUCGUAGAAGCGAGUAAAUUGCAACGAAACUUUGGUUGGAUGAGAGACGUGUGUAACACUUUGUUUUUUCUUAAUUGUUAGUAAAAUUUGAAAAUACUGAUCAGUCAUGUCUUAUGUGUAAAACAAUGUUUAAUUAUUAAUAAAAAUCAGUCACUUCGUGUGAACCCUCCUCUGGACUUGCACUCAACCGCUACCUGGAUUCUGACCAAUCAGUCUCCAAACUCUGCUCAGUCUACUACUGUUCUCAAGAUCAUCUUCCAAGCUACAAUCUAUCUCCUAUGGAAGGAGAGAAACGCAAGAAUCUUCACUGGUGUCUCUACUUCAACGUAUUUGUCACAGCAUCGACUGCUUAACUCGUGACCGCCUCCUAUCCAUCCCAAACAACUCGCCCACAGCCUCCUCUCUACUAAGGUUCUAUUUUUCUUCUAUUAGGCCACCUCGAUGGUUUCUCCACUUGUAUUGGGUUGUUGUUGUUUCUAUUUAAGUUUCUGCUUUUGUGUAAUAAGUUGUUUGUAACAUUCUCAAAAGAAAAUGGUGUGGAUUUUAACAUUUUAUCCCAAAAAAUCAUUUUUACAUAAAAUGUUCAAAUUUAAAUCAUUUUAUUUGGUCGCUGCAGACAUACUGAUCAAUUUAUCUGUUCUUUAAAAAAUCAAAUUACUAAUCAAUAAAAGAUGCAUUUUUAUUUUAUUUUAUUUGCUAAAAUUUGGAAGGAUGUAUAUUUACAAAAGUGGAAAGAAAAAAUUUGGGAAAGAAUUAGACAGAUGUAAUAGAAACCAAAGCUUUAGACAUAAAUGAUAAAACAAAUUUAAUUGAACUGCUUUUAGGAUUUCGAAGUAUAUUCCUCUUUUGUUCGUACAAUAUCAUUGUCACUGAACAUAAAUGAUAAAAUAACGGCAAUAAUCGGAAAUUUAUUAACUCUUAAUAUUAUAUGACCAAUGAUAAUAUACUUUUUAUUUUAUUAUUGGUUGAUUUGGUUAUGUAAAUAAUUAAUGAUGUUUUUGUUUA